AGGUGAUGAACCAAGAAGUCAAGAAAGAGACUCCCCUGCAGUUCAAGUUCCGCGCCAAGUUCUAUCCUGAAGACGUUGCCGAGGAAUUGAUUCAAGAUAUCACGUUGCGUCUCUUUUAUCUUCAAGUAAAGAACGCUAUUCUGACGGAUGAAAUCUACUGUCCUCCGGAAACGUCUGUAUUGUUAGCAUCUUAUGCAGUCCAAGCGAAACAUGGAGAUUUUCAAAAAGGUACGCAUACUGCUGGUUUUUUGAUAAACGACCGCUUGCUGCCACAACGAGUUGUGGAUCAACAUAAAAUGAGCAAAGAGGAAUGGGAAAGUUCGAUCACUAACUGGUGGCAAGAACACCGUGGAAUGUUACGAGAAGAUGCAAUGAUGGAAUACCUAAAAAUCGCUCAGGAUUUGGAAAUGUACGGAGUGAAUUAUUUUGAAAUUCGAAAUAAAAAAGGCACAGAUCUGUGGCUCGGUGUUGAUGCUUUGGGUUUGAAUAUUUACGAGAAAGAUGACAAAUUGACGCCAAAAAUUGGUUUUCCAUGGUCUGAGAUAAGAAACAUCUCCUUCAAUGAGAAGAAAUUCAUAAUUAAACCAAUUGACAAGAAGGCACCUGAUUUUGUCUUUUUUGCGACUAGAGUUAAGAUUAAUAAGCGAAUUUUAGCACUAUGUAUGGGCAAUCAUGAACUCUACAUGCGUAGACGUAAACCAGAUACAAUUGAUGUACAGCAGAUGAAGGCACAAGCAAGGGAAGAGAAAAUCGCAAAACAACAACAAAGAGAAAAGUUACAACUAGAAAUAGCUGCAAGAGAACGCGCUGAGAGAAAACAGCAAGAAUAUGAAGAAAGGCUUCGAAAUAUGGCAGAGGAAAUGGACAGGCGGCAAGCUGAAUUAAACGAAGCUCAAGAAAUGAUCCGACGUUUAGAGGAACAUCUUAGACAGUUACAAGCUGCAAAGGAGGAAUUAGAAGAUCGUCAGAAAAACAUACAUUUCUACAUGCCUUAUUUUUAUCUGAAGGAACUUACGGCUAUGAUGGAGAAACUUGAACUGUCACAUGAAAUGGAAGCGGCAGAGCGUGCUAAACUCGAACAAGAAAUACGAGCUAAACAAGAAGAAAUACAGCGUAUACAAUCUGAAGUAGUGGCAAAAGAUGCUGAAGCAAGGAGGCUAGAAGAAGUAUUUGAAGCUGCUAAAUUGAGGCAAGAAGAAGCUGAUCGAGCUUAUCAAGCUAGUACAACACCGCAUCAUCAUCAUGUUGAAGAAAAUGAAGAAGGUGAAGAGGAAGGAGAAGACGAAGUUUCUCACGGCGAUGUUACUAAAGAUCUUGCAACUGAUGAAUCGAUAAUUGAUCCUGUUGAAGAGCGACGUACUUUGGCAGAGAGAAAUGAACGUCUUCACGAUCAACUUAAGGCAUUGAAGCAAGAUCUUGCACAGUCACGCGAUGAAUCAAAAGAAACUGUUAUGGACAAAAUACACAGGGAGAAUGUCAAACAAGGUCGUGAUAAAUAUAAAACGCUCCGUGAAAUUCGCAAAGGCAAUACUAAGCGUCGUGUUGAUCAAUUUGAGAACAUGUAAAUUAUGUAUGCAUUUGCCUGUUUGUCUGCCCAUUUCAUCCUGCCUUUGAAUUAUCUUUCAAUAUCGUGUACACAUGCAACAUUCAAUAAUCACUUAUUCUAUGUAAGAGACGUACAAAGUUCUCUGAUUGAUCAAAGACAAUUUAUAAAACUUCAAGUAUAUUGUUUUAUAAUAUUUUUUUGGAGAUGUUUCGAGGUAUAAGUCGCUCCCAAUUUACAGCGAUGAAAAGUUUAUAAUAUAUAUUACUAUUUUUCGAAGUCGAUUCUAUACUCUCAGAUACAGUUAAGUGAAAAAAUAAACUCAUAAUUGGCAAGGAACGCGACGAGCGACCAACUUGCGCCGUCUUCCACGUAUGCUUCCACGUUAUCGCUGUUAAGCAAUUUUCGUAAAGCAAAAUGUUUAUAUAUUUUUCCAUAACAAGUAUAAAUUUUCUUGCUGUUUUAGCUAUAAAAUAUUUAAUGUUAAUUCAUAAUAACUUUGUUAUUUUAGCUAUGUUACUAGCUAAUGUUGUUUUUUUCUAACGAUAUCCUUUUUUGCUAAAAUAUCAAGAAAAUAUGUUACAUAAUUUGUGAAUAUUAUUUUAUUUUUGUCCAAGCAUUAUAUACAGGAUUUUGAGUACCGGCGCAUCAGUAUUUUCUUUUUCGAAGUAUUACUGUCGGUCACUAAGCGUGAUGCCACACAUGUGACUUGUUUUCAGUGAUUAUUUUCUCGUCGCGGUUCUUAUCAUGUUGCGUCUUGUCCGUCCUUGAUAAGGAUUUGCCCGAGAAACACUUUGUAUUGUUACUUGCGUCAUCAUUCACUUCUGUUGACAAAUUAAGAUUACUUCUGUCAAUAGCGGUCGCUAUACAUCUAAUAUACAUAUCAGUUUCCAGUUUUAUUCCCAUGUAUCAUUUUACUAUUUACAGUAACAAAUAUAAUCAGAUUAUUAGAUAUAAUCAGAUGAAUUAAGCAUUUUAAAGCAGUGUGGAGCAGUCACCAUUAUUUUUUAGUGAGUUAUAAAUAAUCUCUAAAUAUUAGCCUAAAAUAGAUUGAUAAUGUACAAGCGACCGCUUAAUUUAUGAAAUACCGAAAUCAACGACCGUCUUCACAAUAAAUGUAGACAUGUAAGCACGUCAUAUAAACUGUUUGCAAAAAUUAUAUAUACUACUUUAGUACGAACGAAUUUCAACUACUGUUUGAUAAUUUUAUAUUGAACACACUCGUGGCCUUUAUUGAUAUACGUAUAUUAAAAUAGAUAUUAAUAAUUAAUCAAUAAUCUAAUAUAUAGAAUUGUAGGGAUAUCGCGCGUCUCUUUGUAUUGCAUACCUUCAACAUAAGGUAAUUGCGCGGUUCCUAUAUGAAGAAAUAGGUAUAUCAAGAUUCUUGAAAGUAUGAAAGAAUGAAUGUGAGCGAGAAUGCUAUAAUAAAAAAUAAUACGUAUGAAAGGUCGAAUGCUAGAAGAACUAUAAUAUGUGGCUGUCUGGUACGCCACAUAAAAAUUUUAAAACAGUUCUCUUUUUAAAGAAAAUUAUACGGUAUAACAAUGAAAAUUAA
Messenger RNA from Heterotrigona itama, 3098 nucleotides. The record is from the annotation of a GenBank genome assembly. NCBI's taxonomy places the organism in Eukaryota, Metazoa, Arthropoda, Insecta, Hymenoptera, Apidae.